Messenger RNA from Brassica napus (rape), 4065 nucleotides. RefSeq names its product alpha/beta hydrolase domain-containing protein 17C-like. The transcript is spliced from 10 exons. Lineage: Eukaryota; Viridiplantae; Streptophyta; Magnoliopsida; Brassicales; Brassicaceae. The record is from RefSeq and is a predicted model, not a curated record. The coding region runs from base 2885 to 3769 and encodes 294 amino acids.
ACAGAUCCUGUUCAAGUAAGGUCGUGACCAAUGAUGCUUUCUAGACAUAUAUAAACAAGCUAUAGAUUUUCUGUCUCUCCGAUGUGGGACUUUUAUCUCCCAACUUUCUUGUGACACGUGUAGUUAAUUAUUAGUUAAACUGUUUUUUUUCUUUUUAACUGUUAUAAAGACAGUGGCUUUAUCUAUGGUUUGGUCCAUCAUCAUCCAAUUGGGGUCGUCUUAACUUUCUGGGCGAAUACUUAAUUGUUCGGAGUUUCUUCUUCUUCACUGAGUUCAGUGUUCAGGGACUGUAAAGGUGUAGACUUUACAAAGAAAUAUGCUGGUUUGUCUGGGUUUCCUCGUGGAUGAUUAUGUUUUAGUAUUUGACAGUGGUGGGUUUGAUUCAUGUCCUUGAUGAGCUCGUCAUUAGUCUUAUGCCACUGCUUAUCUUAUCAUACGAUGAGAUUUGUUCCUAGUGAGGGUAAGAAGGAUAAUAAGAGAAGAAGAAGCUGGUGGCAGAGGUUUUUCUUUGAUGAUGAUGAUGUGAAUUGGCUUGGUUUGAGGGAUGACGACAUUGUUGAUGAGAUGUCUGAUGAAGAGAAGUUGGAGACUUGGAAGAGACGAGCAGAUGCCCAUUGUGAAGUUACGAGACUCUGCUGGUCGUGAGGGAAGUGACGACCAAUCAGAUUCAGAGCUUGAUGAAUUAACUGGUCCUCAGAAAGGGUUGGUUAAAAUGUUGAGGGUAUGAUAUGGUUUUAGGAGUAGAAGAGGAUGAUAUUCUAUACGAAGAAGACAAGACCGUGUUUUUGCUUAUGCAUCUUCGAAAUCGGCAAUUUUUUUUAGCGAUAUUGAUCGUCAUACCAUGGGCACUGGACUUUCUAGCCCAUGAUUAUAUAUGUAAAGACUGUACCACUUGCUGCCAAGACGCUUGAUGUGAGACGCAGUCAGAAGCGUCUCCACCUCUUUCUGAUGAUGAUUUAUGGUGGGAGUUGCGGGGUAUAGCCCUCGCUAUUGUUGUUUUCGGGUGCGAGAAGAGUGGGAGAUUAGAGAACCGGAAAGCAUUUGCCAACAUAUGGUCUGAUAUGGUGUUUGGGAUCUCGCUCUUUUGUUAUUUUGUAUGCCAAACAGAGUAAAGUAGCCUUGUUAAAAGUUUACAGGAUAUCAGACACGGGGAAAGCAUUUCUCAUCAUCCUUGUCACCGACAUUUUCUUGGGGUACCAAUUCUGAAUCUGGAGUGGGAGACAUUGUUAGAAUUAAUAAUGGAACAUUAUGGUCUUGCAGUUGAGCAAUCUACUAUAACAGAUUUACACCAUUUUAAACCAAGUCAAGUACAUAUAAGAUUUACGUAUAGAUGCUGCAUAGAUCAUCCAUGAUAUGCAUAAGCUAAUGAUAAAACAUACUACUAUACUAGGUAGCAUUUUGUUACUAAGCAUAGCAUAUUCACCAUUACUUUACUAGACUUCUUAAGAGAUGAUACUGUAGCUUCCUUCCUCAAUUUAGCAUGGCGGAUUUCAAGGGCCAGUUACAAGUUAAAACCUAUAAUAAGCAUCAUCUUGUAUGAUUUAAUUGUAUCAUUAGUAUACACCAUUUGCUAUGAUAAUAGUCAAAAUCUGAAGCAGACAAAUCCCAAAAGCACACAAAAUAGUGUCUGAAAUUAAAAGCAUAUUUGUAAUGGUGAAUAUGCAUUAAAUUUGAUUCGAUCCGAUAUUUGCUUUGCUUCGAUCCAAAAAAUCCGGAUAUCCGUAAAGUUUCGAAGAAAAGCAAAUAUUAAAAAUUAAUAUUCGUUAAAAACAAAGCAAAUCACAAAUAUUAAAAUUUUAAGAACCGAAUAUCCGCUCCAACAACUAUAUAAAUACAUAUAUAAAUAUAUUGAUUAAAUAUAGAGUUUUAAAUAUAUAAGUUUAUAUAAUUGUUAUUUUAACGUAUGAUUUAAUAAAUUUUAUCACAUUAUUACUUAUAAAAAUAUUAAAAUAAAAAUAAAAAAAUUAUGAUAUCUAUAACUUUUUCUUAAGUUUGUCUUUCUUAUAACUAGUUUCAAAAUUUACAAACAUAUAAUUUGACUAAUUCUUUUAUUUUUUAUUUUAUAUAUCGUGUAAAUAUUGUAAAAAACAAAUUUAUUCCGAUUUUUCUAGAUUAUUUGUAUUAACUAAAACGAAAGGAUAUAUCCGUAAGUUUUCUUAAAUAUCUACAAAUAUAUACAUAUUUUCUGGAUAUCCGCAAAUAUAUGAUCUAUGCCCAGCCCUACUUGUCCAAGCAGAAAAUGUCUCCUUUGUUUUCUACUGCACUUAAAACAAGAAAUUGUAAAGUGAAAACAUGACAAAAUAAGGAAAAAAUAGAGAGGAAUGUCUGACUUAUCUGGCAGUCAGCAAUUCCAUGUGAGACCAUUACUAGCAGCCUUUGACCGAAUCCUAGCCCUUCAAAGGCUUACGCAACAUUUUAGUUGCAUAAACAGAACUUUAAUUUUUGACUAGGAAAGUUGACCAAAAAAAAAAAAAUUUGACUAGGAAAAUAUUUUUUAUAUUUAUUACGCCAUCAUAAUUAUCAAACCAUGCACGAUGUUCUGAAUAUUAUGCGUCAUAACUAUUGUUAAAUCCUAAAAGUAAAGAUUAAAAUGCAUUAGUUGACUAUGAUUCUAUAAAAACCUCUUGAGAGGUAUAUAGUUGGUUUGAUAGAAGAGAACACAGCUCAUCUUCUUCUUUCAUCCGCCAAGAUCGGAUCCUAUCCAUCUCUCCUCCACCACCUUAUCUCAACAAGUUAACACAAUCCCACCAAACAAAUAACAAAAACAUUUUUUUAUUCUUUUCUUAGACAGAGAGGGAGAUUUUGGGGGCUUGUGUUCUUCUCCUUCUCUUCAUUGAAAGUUGUCUUUUAUUUUUAUAUUUCUUGUUGGAUUUUGUUUGGUUAGAUGGGUAAUGUAACAUCAAAUGUGGCGGCCAAGUUAGCCUUCUUCCCACCUGAGCCGGCUACAUACACCGUAACGAAUGAUGAAGAGACCGGGAAUCUGAUCUUCUCAGGAGUCUCGCCUGACAUGAACAUGGAAGUCCAUCAGCUCAGCACAAAGUCAGGCAACAGAGUUGUGGCCACGUUCUGGAGACACCCUUUUGCUAGAUUCACGCUUCUCUAUUCUCAUGGCAAUGCCGCUGAUCUUGGCCAAAUGGUCGAGCUCUUCAUCGAGCUACGUGCUCAUCUCCGUGUCAACAUCAUGAGUUAUGACUAUUCAGGGUAUGGAGCUUCAACAGGAAAGCCGUCAGAGUUCAACACAUAUCAUGACAUUGAGGCAGUGUACAAUUGCUUGAGAGGCGAUUAUGGGAUCAAGCAAGAGGAGGUGAUUCUGUACGGACAGUCUGUAGGAAGCGGGCCAACGCUGCACAUGGCUUCAAGAUUGAAGAGGCUGAGAGGAGUUGUUCUUCACAGCGCCAUUCUCUCUGGCAUUAGAGUCCUGUAUCCUGUCAAAAUGACACUCUGGUUCGAUAUUUACAAAAACAUAGACAAGAUACGCCAUGUCAACUCUCAAGUUCUUGUCAUACAUGGAACAAAUGAUGAGAUUGUGGAUUUGUCUCAUGGGAAGCGGUUGUGGGAGCUGGCCAAGGAGAAGUAUGAUCCGUUAUGGGUGAAAGGAGGAGGGCAUUGCAACCUCGAGACUUAUCCUGAGUACAUUCAGCACCUGCGCAAGUUCAUAAACGCAAUGGAGAAACUCUCUCUAACCAACCCACCAUCAAAACAACUAGCCAACGAGCCUAGUAUCACUGAAACUAAACAUAACCGGUGCUUGAGAUUUCGGAAAAAGUAGGAUGGGUUAGUGGCAUAAUCAGAAGGCAGUUGGUAGAUUCCUUCCUUUGCAUUCGCAUGUGCUUUCAACUCAGAACACUCAGAAGCUGCUCAAAUGGGAUCUCUUCAGAGUUCAGACUCAAAAACCUUGUGCAGAGUCAUUUCCUCAGUGUGAUAAAGAAACAAUGCUAAAACACUGGCUCACAGACAAUGGCGAUCAUCUAGGGAUGUAUUUACUGUAGAAUGUAGCUCUCUGUUCUUGGAUAUUCCUGUAAAAAACAUGUAUUGUUGUAACACUAAGUUUGGGGGAUUGUAAAA